AUGGCUAAAAAGAUUAUAAGCUCCAAGGAAAGGAAUCUAUCUGCGCUAGUAGUUGAUGAUGAUACCGUCUGCAGGCUGGUUCAUGUUGCAUACUGUGAAAGUCAUAACUUUGAAACCUGUUCUGUUGAAAAUGGCAGGGAAGCAGUAGAUCUUGUUCGCUCAGGGAGACAGUUUGAUGUCAUUUUUAUGGAUUUCUCGAUGCCAGUUAUGAAUGGUAUACAGGCUACUAGGGAAUUGCGUGCAAUGGGAGUGAAAACCAUGAUUGUUGGAAUAGAUUGUGAUCCAGACUUUCUCGGUGAAGAUCCUUUUCAAGCUGGUAUGGAUCGUGUUUAUGAGAAGCCCAUGACACAUGAGAUCGUCAUAUCUGUUCGUCAAGCGCUUCUAAACAACUAUAAUAUGUAA
This is a messenger RNA of Daucus carota subsp. sativus, 402 nucleotides long. RefSeq names its product two-component response regulator 24. The coding region runs from base 1 to 402 and encodes 133 amino acids. NCBI's taxonomy places the organism in Eukaryota, Viridiplantae, Streptophyta, Magnoliopsida, Apiales, Apiaceae. Gene Ontology annotation, biological process: phosphorelay signal transduction system. The transcript is spliced from 2 exons. The record is from RefSeq and is a predicted model, not a curated record.